AUGGAUCUCAACAUCAAGCAGAGUGGGAUCCAUUCCUGCAUCCUUCAGAACAACUAUUUUUCAAACCGAUCUGGGAAAGUUUAUAAGGUGAAUUUUUUUGCUUUGAAUGAAUUUUUUGUUCCAGAAAUGUACUGAACGUUAUUUGAGAAGCGAUAUAUCUUGCGGGUUAAGCAAAUGCAUCGCCUGCGCCGACUAUGGAAAGAAUCCAGUUAUUUGAACUUCAAUUUUUGAUUUGACGACCAAUUUUCAGAUUUUCAAAGCGCCCAGCCUUGUCAGUCAUAACAAAUACAACGAGAACAGUGUUUUGAUUGUCGAUGCGCCUUCUUUCAUUCGAUUCUAUGAUAUUUUCAGUUCUCCAUUGUUCAGGUUUUGAAAAAUAACUCAUUUAAAAAAUGGUUAUUUUCAGCAAUGUGAUCGUUACUCAAACGGUUUGGGAAAGUGUGAGGGCCAAGUCGAUACCGGCUUAUAAGAAGAUGAACAGUUUGUGUUACGAUGAAGCCACGGAUCGAUUUCACGUUUUUAUGAACGAGUUUCAUCAUGAGACUUUCUCGGAAACGACAAAAAUUGAAGGGCUCAGCAGGUUUUGUUUUGAUUUCUUGUUGCAAGGGAACUUUUUCAAUCUAUUAGUUGACAUUUUGGAGGAAUUUUAUUGUUAGGAGUUUUUCUCUUGGUUUGGAGAUCCUAAACUACGCUUUCCUCGGAAAGUUCAACAGGGAGAAGAAACAGUUCUUUUUUUUCAAGGUGUUAAAAUUUUGAGAAAUGUUUCAUUUUGAAUUUUUAAGAGGCGAAGAACUUCUGGCGGUCGUGGCCACUUAUUUGAAAGAGCACUGGGCCAAGUAUAACGUUAAACCAGUGAUCGCCUGUUCUGAGGAAACUUCGGCCCAAAGACUUUCUCAACACUAUGAAUUCGUUACGGACCUUCGUUCUUAUGUUCAAGGUUUGUUUUGAAUUUUAGAAAAUUUCUGCUAAAUUUCAAUUUUUAGGUAUCGAUAGCGUAGACCGUCAAGGUAUUCUGGAUCAAAUGGCUGCUUAUGAGUCCUCGAGUGCCAAUUCCGAAAAGAAUAUUUACGAUGUUGGUGAACGUAAAAGAAUAUUUCUCGAAAAAAACUUCCAAAAUAUUCAUUUUGAAACCUUAAAAAAAGAAACCUUCUUCAAAUAUUGGAAGGGAUAUGGGAGUUUUGAAACAUGUUCCGUUUCCCAUUGAAAAAACGAUACAGAAAUUGUCUUUGCCUUUUUUCUAGUUUUUUUUCUGUAUAUCUAAGUGAAAUUUACAGCAAAGUGUGUCGAAACUUAGAAAUUGAUAGUUUUGCGCCGAGAUUUUUGAAAAGUCGUUUCGAAAACAUUUUUGAAGCCUCAUGCUUUGUGGAAAGAAAAUUAUUCUCAUAUUUUUCAGGAGUAUCUUUCGCACGAGAAAAAUUAUGGAAGGAAUCGGCAAGGGAACCAUCAAGAAAGGAUCCUUCAGUGUCAGUGGAUGUCUUUUUUAUUCACAACAUUUUUUUGUUCAUUUUUUCAAAGGGUCAUGGGCAAAAAUUGAAAACUGGAGACACAGAAGGUUGUACUGAAAGUUCGUGGAAGAUUUAAAAAAAAACUGGAAAGAUUCCUCUAGAAAAUUCGUUUACCUUUCGUUGAGGUGCUGAAUAAUGGGAUUUUCAUUUUUCAUUUAUCUUUCGUCUAACCAGGGAAUGGUCUCCAGUCGCCGUGGGAAUUCUGCAUGAGAUCAGAUUUUCAAGUUUUUCACGCUGAUUUUGAAUCCGGUCUCAAAAACUGCCGACGAGAUCUGUAAAAAAUGUUAGGGGCUCUCAAAAGUCGAAAUUUUCCGAUUCAGCUCAUUUUUAGAAGGUGGAAAUUUUCUCCUCUUCUCGUAAGCUUUCAUUAACCGAUUUUUUAGUGACAACUUUUCCUUGUGGAUCCAAAGGUCGCCAUAUUUGGUUUUUCCAGGUUUCAAGGGAAAACUACAGAGAAGCGUCGGUGAUCAUCGACGAACAGUUGACGUCGUGGUUCAUCACCGGCAUGAACUGCAACAGGGCCGUGAAUGGCGAUAUUGUGGCUGUUCAGCUGUUGCCCGAGUCUCAGUGGACUGCGCCAGAAAAGGUGUUGGGAAAUGAAAAUAGUUGAAUGAUCAUAGAUAAAUUCUAGGGAAUUGAUUGAAAGUUACUAGGAGAUCUGAAGCCAUAUUUUUUUCAGAAAUUUUUGUGGAAACUUGAGAGAAAUCCAAAAAAAUCCGAAGGAAACUUUUUCUUCUUCAAUAUUUUUACUUGCAGAAAAAAACUUUUCUAAAUUUGACUAACAUAACGAAAAUUUUUUUCUUAUGCUACUUUUUAAAGUAGAAAUCCCAAAAAAUUUUCAUGAUUUUCAUGAAGUUCAAGUUUUUUCACUUUUUAAGAAAAAUUAAUUAGUUUUUCAAAAUAUUAUUGAUGGCUUAUUUUGUAAAAAUACCUACUUAUGUACGCUCAGAACAAGUUUUCUGAACUUUCAACGAAAAAAACGGCCAUUCAAUUUAUAUGAACUUACUCCUGUUUGUUACUCUAACAAUUCCUAUAAGAUCUUUUUUUGAAUUUCGUUUUUUCUGCUGCUUUCACAGAAUUCUUGAAACUUGUGAUUCAGAAAAUCCGAUUACGUGACGUUGAAGAAUAUGUGAGUACUGCUGACGACAUGGCGGCCGAAGAAGACGAAAAUAUGGAGGAUUUCGACGGCGAACCGAGAAGCAAAAGAUCGAAAAGAUCCGUUGUACCCACUGCUAAGGUUCUUCUUGAUUCUCAAUUUUCGUCCGGGAAUUCAUGUCUUGAUUAUCUGAGAAUCUGAUUGUGAGCAUAUCUCAAAACCACGGCGUUUUUUUCGGUACGUCAGUCGAAACGUUCCGUGAAUUACGGUAGUUAUGGUGUAGACACACCGGGACGCAUUAUCGCAUACUCCAAAAAUGUUUUUUUCAAUUUUUAAAUUUUUGGGCAUGCAGGAAAGUGCGCGCUGUGCGCACUUUCCUGCAUGCCCAAAAAUGCGCACUCUUUUUUCAAAUUUUGUACAGGAAAUUGCGCUCUCUUUCUAACAACAGGAAAAUGCGCACGGUUAUCAAAUCCUGUUCUUUCGAUUAUUUGAAGUUGAUAUAACUGAUUUUUUUCAGAAUUCAUCUUUUUUUCAAUAAUAAUACCAGGCGGUCACUAGACUGGUCAGACUGAUUUACCUUUCACGUGAUAAUGUGUUUUUUAAAUUUUUGGAAUGUUAUUUUCCGAAGAAAGCCACAGUCGGCGUUUAUAGUUUGUUCAGAAUUUGAAUGUCAAGUCAUCGGUCGAACUCCGCCUCUUAUGUGUAGAUCAAAACCAAUCAGAGAACGAGCCACUCACAGGCUUUGUUUGGGGCAGAGAUUGCUGCUUGAAACUCAAAACAUGGACAAACUAUAUUAUAAAGGGAAAUAUGUGAAAUACAAAUCGAAAGGACCUUUUCGAGGUUCAAAAAUAUUUCUGAAGAAAAAUUUACAGGGUGAUGAAUAAUUACUGCGACAAAAUGAAGGAGCUGUCAAUAUGUCAAUUGUCAAUAGUCAAUAAAGACCGGAAACUCACAAUUAUUUUUUUAUAAAGUUUUACAGGGAUUUAAUCAAAAAAAUUAACAUGAACUGCCGCUCGAAAAUGUAGUGGCACUCCAAUUGACUGCGGUACGCAGAUGGUCGAAAUCAGUUUUUGUUUUUGAGCAGAACGGCCAAAAGUCAGUAGGCAAACUGGUGUGUACUGUUACAAGAGGCACAUUGAAGUUUCUCAGAAAUUUUGGAGUCAAUGGGAUAACAGAAAAAGCACAAAACUCCAUUCUUCUAACCGGAUAAGACCUUUUUCGAUAAGGACUCGAAAAUUGGUUUUGAGCUGACUAGGGAACUACGCGAACUCGCAUUCAAGGAUCGAGUUCAAACUUUGGUGGCUUAUAGACCCGGGUAAAAAGUACUUGGAAACAAGAGAGAUUAUCUGCUAAAUCCUAUAGACUUCUGAGAAAAACUAUUUUUUUGAAAAUGAACAGUUUAGGCUUGAAAACUAUCAAAUUUUUUUGCUUUCCUCCUUCUUUUGGCUGGAAAAAAAGUUUUUUUAGUGUUUAUCAUAGCCGGAUCAUUCAAGGCGAUUUUUAUUAAAAUAUUAAAUAAGGUAAAAAAAGCAGUAUUCUGAAAAAUUUUCAGGUCUAAUUUUUCACAUUUUCUACUAAUUUUUUUCUCAGUUCUCUAUUGGGUUUAGCAGAUAUUCUCACUUGUUUUCAAGUGUUUUUCACUUAGGUCUAUAAACCACUAAAGUUUGAACUCGAUCCGCGUACCCGAGUCCGAGUAGUUCCCUAGUAAGUAAGGGUACUUAAAAACAGGCAAUACUAUCUGCUAAACCCCAUAAGGUACUGAGAAAAAAGGUACACACCUUUCAAAUUAUCUUGUUUACUGCUCUCUGAGUUGACCUCAUCUCUUACAAAGACUAGCUAUAUCUGAGCUAUCUCGGAGGUACUUUAGAGUCUCCCUCAAGUCUAUCUCAUUUUGCUCAAAGUCCUCAGAGGUAUACUUGGGUUACCAUCGAUAGGCUUCAGACCCUGCGAUAUGCCUCAGAGGGUCUCGCGAUACCCUUUUUUUCUCUAUUUUUUUCGGAAAAACAAUUCCUUCAAUUUUUGCGACUUCUUUUAAUUGCUUACAUAGACGUGAAUCGUUAUCAAUUUCGAGAAUCGAAACCUUAAAAGUACGUUCAAAUUGAGCUUCAGGGCGACCUUAUCGAAUAAUUUCUGAACGUCGCAAUAAACUCCCUCUCAUACGGCCUUGAUGCGUAAUGAAGUAACUUUGAGUCAAGAUUCCAGUGUUGUACUUGGCUGUAAAAAUCACUGAAAAAAAUUUUUUUGGUGGUUCGGCCCGGCCCAAAAAAAGCUCAAAUUUUUCUUCAUUUCGAAUUUUUUUAGCUGUUUUAACGAGAAAAGCAGGGGUUUUUUGCUUAUUUUUUUCUUCAUUGAGUUAUUAAAAAAAUGUGAUUCAACAUGUAAAAAAAUAUUUUUUUCGGUGAAAAUGUUUUUUUAAUGAAAUAAAAAAAGUUUCUUGAAUCUCUGGCCCUGAGCCCGCGCUUUUUCGAAAUUAAAAAUCAAGUCCUAGGGGGCUUUAGGCCUUCAUAGCCAAAGCCUGCCUGCCUUGCCAUAAACGCCCAAAAAGGCAGAAACGACUUUUCCGAAAGUCAGCGUGGCAUCAUCAUAUUAUAGAAGAAGGCUUGAUGAAGGUAGGAAUAAUGACUGGAACAAAAAUGAGCUCGGGUCGGCGAGAGCAAAUGCUAAAAAACUUUUGUCGCAGUAAUUAUUCCUCCACUCUGUAUUGUUUAAUGUUAUCAGAUGGAAAAGAUCUGUAUAUUUUGAGAGCAUCUCACUUUUUAGCAGAUUUUCGCGGCAGCUUUUGAGACCAAGCUUGGAAUCAGCUUGGUCUCAAAAGAGAGCAUCUCACUUUUUGCAUAACUACACCUGGUCUCGUUCCGAAGUGACCGCAGACCAUUCCUGAUAAGAAAUAUUCUCCAUAAAUUAUCAAAUAAUCAAAAGAUGUUCAAUUCAUCUUUAGCUGAAAGAUUUCUUCAUGACAAAGAGAAAAGUGAGAUGGUUUAUGUGGACUUCAAUCUAGAAAAAGCGCAAUUUGAUAACCGUGCGCAUUUUCCUGAUGUUAGAAAGAGAGCGCAAUUUCCUGUACAAAAUUUGAAAAAAGAGUGCGCAUUUUCCUUACGUGCGCACGAGAAAAGAGUGCGCGCAGCGCGCACUUUCCAGCAUGCCUAAAUUUUGGAAUAUUAAGCUAAUGGCUUCCGAAAAUUAUGAAAUCUUCUCUAUUUGAAGAAUAUGAAGUUGAAAAAACAUCAUAUAAAAUGUAUAGCAGCGAUCAUAAAAGGUAAAAACCCUAAAUUGCAUAUAACGGAAGAAAAACAGAAUAUAUUGUUCUGGUAGGUUGCCUCGCGUCCGAAAAUCAAUGAAAAUAUGAAAAAAACUUCAGAAUAAACAAAAAUUUGAGAAGAGCCUGGUAAAAAGAAUAAUUUUUUUAUACCUUGAAAAUUCCGCUUCAGAAAGUCGAAUAAUAGAUAGGAAUCAAAAUUUUAAAACCUUGGAGGGCGAAAAUUUUAAUAUAGUUCGAAAAACCAUCAAAAAACUAGAAAAAAUAAUGUAAUUUGAAUUAAUUAUAAAAUAAAACUUUAAACUGCCGUAUUCAAUUCAAUUUGACUCCAAAAUACACGAAACCGGUUUUGAACUACUUGAAAGUAACUGGAUAAUGACCCUACAAAAAACGUCAAAAAUUUUAUUAAUCAUUUAAAAAGUUAAUUGAAAACGCAUUUUUUUUUAUGAAUCCUUCAGUAAAUCUAUGGUUAGUGAGUCUGUUCCUAAGAAAACGGGUACUGCACAGAAAAAACUGUAUGCGGAUAUGCGCAUUGCGUGCAUACACUUUGCCUGUUUACACUUUCGUUGCGUGACGUCACCAGGUCGGACAUCCGCGGGGUUUUUUUUGUUUCCGAGUUUUUUUUUUCGAAUAUUUUUCAUUAUUUUUUCCUUUUUUUCAAGAUUUGCAUUUUUUUCUCGAUAUUUGCACUAUAAAAAAAGGUAUCAAGAGAAAAAAGUUGAAAAAAAUUGGAAAAAAAACAACUCGGAAACAAAACCCCCUGAUGUCCGACCCGGAGACGUCACGCAACGAAAGUGUAAACACGCAAAGUGUAUUCAUGCAAUGCGCAUAUCCGCAUACAGUACUCCCCGCAAAUGUAAAACUCGCUCUUGUCGUAGCACCAAAUUGUGGGCAUUUUCGGACCAAAUUUGGUUCGAAAGUCUUCGUUUUGAAUCAAUUUUUUUGCGUUUUCCGAACAAAUUUCUUUUUUUUUUACGAUGAAUACGCUUAAGAAGUAUUUUUAUUUUCAAUAUUGUUUUUAAAAAGAAACAAGAAGAAUUUAAACUUUUGGUUGAAUAUAAUUCAUUUCAGGUUGUUGGAAUAAUCAAGAGAAACUGGCGACAGUACUGCGGAAUUCUGCUGCCCAGUGUGAUCAAAGGCGCUCGACGGCACUUGUUCUGCCCCGCUGAAAGAUUGAUUCCGAGGAUUCGAAUCGAAACUGAGCAGGUUUGAGCAGGAAAUAAUGUGAGGAAAAUUAGUAAAAGUUCUGGUUUAAAAAAUUAAUCAUAGGAAAAAAAUAUUUUUUUCGGUAAGAAAAAAAAUCAAUAAAAACGUUUUAUUCAAAGUCGUAUGAUAGGAAACAAAUUUUUGAGCUUGAAUCUAAAGAAAAUCUUUUUUAAAAAAACUCUGUUUUUUCCGGAACUAUUGAUAAAAAGUGAAGUCUAGAUUUAUAAACAAAUUUUUUUGUCCGUUAAGAAAGACAUCAAAAAAAUCCCUCUUUUUCAAUGUUUUGUGAUAGGAAAUCAAGUUGUUGAGCCUAAAUCUGAAAAAAAUGUUUUCAAACUCUAGCUUUAUUCAAGUUAUUGAUAAAUUAUUUUACCAGUGUUUUCAAAAACACGAGCUUUUGAGAAUAUAUUGUGGUUUCGAGGUUUUUGGAGAAGUAAAUAUUUUACGAAAAAUAAGUAGAAGCCCAAAUUCAGGACUGAAGCUAUGAUCCGAAUUUCGGAAGGUAAAAUUUUUAAAAUUUUUUUAAGCUUAAGUUUUAAGAAAAUCUUCCAGAACUUUUUUCAAACUUUUUCCAACCAUUUUUGAAAAAUCAGCUUUACAUAAUUUAUAAGGGUUUCAAUAAAAAGAUCUUGAUAGGAAAAAGUGGAAAUAGCGGACGAAAAAGAAGAGAAGUUGCAGCGUUUCUGAUCAAGCCUUCAGUUUCCUGAAUUUAAAAAACUUUGUCCCAAAAAUUCAUUUUUUCAAAAAUUGAUCCAUUUUUAGGCUGAGGUUCUGGCUCAUCAAAGAAUAAUGGUCUCAAUUGAUCACUGGCCUCGAGAUUCCAAGUAUCCCUUGGGACACUAUGUCAGAACUAUUGGAGAACUUGGUGAUUCGGAAACAGAGAAUGAAGUUUUGAUUUUCGGAAAAAAUCAAGAAAAUUGGUUUUUUCUAAGGUUCUUCUAUUGGAGCAUGAUAUCCCGCAUGCGCCGUUCUCGGACGCCGUCAUGGCCUGUCUCCCUCAGGAAAAUUGGGUUCCGGACUUGCAGAAACCUCGUGUCGAUUUGCGACAUCUCACCAUUUGCUCUGUUCGUGCUUUUGAGACUUUGAAAAGUUGA
Messenger RNA from Caenorhabditis auriculariae, 8157 nucleotides. NCBI's taxonomy places the organism in Eukaryota, Metazoa, Nematoda, Chromadorea, Rhabditida, Rhabditidae. The record is from the annotation of a GenBank genome assembly.